Penicillium bovifimosum is the source of this 1242-nucleotide messenger RNA. RefSeq lists its product as uncharacterized. Lineage: Eukaryota; Fungi; Ascomycota; Eurotiomycetes; Eurotiales; Aspergillaceae. The transcript is spliced from 3 exons. The coding region runs from base 1 to 1242 and encodes 413 amino acids. The record is from RefSeq and is a predicted model, not a curated record.
AUGACCAUUCCCUCCGAUAUCCUUGCAGCCUCUGCAGCAGGGAGAAUCCCCAGCGAUGUCUCGCUGGAUUACCUAGCAGAGGACCGCGAUCGGCCUGCUAUCAUUGGCAUCAUAUUCAUGAUAUGCUUCACAGGUCUCGUGAUGAUUGUACGAUUAUAUGCCCGAGCAUUCAUUGUAAAAAGGAUCGGCUUGGACGAUGCAUUAGCCAUCGUGACGUUGCUGUUCUAUAUUACCUUCGCGGCCCUCUCCAUUGUCCUAAUCAACAUGGGAAGCGGCCGACACAUGGAAUACAUCCGAUAUGUACUUCCAAUCGACACCGUCCGGGAUACAGAGGUUUUCGAUUUCGUAGCCCACAUCCUCUAUACAACCGCUCUUUUCCUCUGUCGUCUCUCCGGUCUGGCCUUUUACUACCGGCUCACGGCCCCCGCAACAAAACUCCGCAUGAGCAUCCUCAUAGCGGCACCACUGCUAUUCGCCGCUUACCUACCCCAACUCUUCCUCCUGAUCUUCCACUGCCGACCAGUCACAGGCCUAUGGCCCUACGAAUGGCAAGUCGAGCCAAGGACCUACACAUGUCUCACAUGGGGACUAGUCUACUCGGUGAACUCAGGCGUGUCUCUAGCCUGCGACGUGGUGAUGUUCACCAUUCCCGCAGCUCUGAUCAAGGGUCUGCAAAUCUCAACAGAGAAGAAGAUCAAGCUAUCCUUCGUCAUGUUCCCAGGUAUCUUCGUAAUCGUUAUCUCCGCCGUUCGCGUCUGGCUCGUAGCAGCCGGCCAAUGGGCCGAAGACGGCAGCUGGGUCUACAACCCCAUGAUGUGUGUCGAGAACGCCGAAAUCGCAGCAACGCUCAUUGCGCUCUCCAUCCCAGCCCUGAAACCCGUUUUCGGGAACGUCUUCUCGCAUAUAGCGGAGUAUACGACUAAUACGCGCUCGCACACCCGCUCUACCAAGUUGCACACCCGUGGACAACAUUCGAAGACAACAAGCAGUGGUGUUGCUUCCGGGAACUGGGACAACAAGCGGCUUCUUCACUGGUCCAAAAAUGGGAAGGAUGAGUACGAGAUGAUGGCUUCUGAGGUUUCGGUUUCGCGAGAUAUUAGGGGUGGAUCGAGUGGUAGUGCAAGGUCGAGUGAGGAGACGAGGGCGGUGGUUCCUGGUCCUGGGAUCAGGGUUACGAAUGAGGUUGCUAUUAGUCGUGGACAGGUGGAGGAGGGGAGGGUUGAGAGGCCGGGUGAUCCUUAG